Arctia plantaginis is the source of this 243-nucleotide messenger RNA. Lineage: Eukaryota; Metazoa; Arthropoda; Insecta; Lepidoptera; Erebidae. The record is from the annotation of a GenBank genome assembly.
AUGAAAGGAACCGCAGCGGGUGGUCUGCUGGUUACCAACGGUCGACGUUCCAUAACUGUUCUGAAAUCAUGGUCACCCGUUCCGGUGCACCUGGCGACUAUAUGUCUAUGGGGUCGCGGAAUUGCUAAAAACAUCGUGGAACGAGAACGCCGCGCGGCCGACGAACCCAGACCAAAAUUAAACUGCGUGCCUACAAACCUACUCAAACAUGUGAUGGGUAUAGCGCGGCGCGAAGCACAGUAA